This is a messenger RNA of Manihot esculenta (cassava), 1585 nucleotides long. RefSeq names its product E3 ubiquitin-protein ligase SINAT3. Lineage: Eukaryota; Viridiplantae; Streptophyta; Magnoliopsida; Malpighiales; Euphorbiaceae. Gene Ontology annotation, cellular component: cytoplasm. The transcript is spliced from 3 exons. Bases 376 to 1347 code for a protein of 323 amino acids. Gene Ontology annotation, biological process: ubiquitin-dependent protein catabolic process; multicellular organism development. Gene Ontology annotation, molecular function: zinc ion binding; protein binding; ubiquitin protein ligase activity. The record is from RefSeq and is a predicted model, not a curated record.
AAACUUCUCUGUCAAAAAGCUUCAUCGGUCUCUCUCGCCAGAAACAUUUUGACGUUGAUGAGCUGACUCUGUAAUGUCGACUUUCAUUUUUCCUCGCUCACCAGUUAAUAAAAGCUCUUCUUUUUGAUACAAUUAAAUUUUAUACAACACGAACUCGAUCAGAUUCCACUCUUUCUCUCUCUCUCUCUCUCUGUUUUUCCUUUCCUUUUUUUUGAAAAUUCCGACCUUAUAUCACGCGUAGAACACCCUUUAGUUCGAAAAUUUUCCAUAUACGCUCUUUCUCUUCUUUUAAGAAUGAAGUAUACAGAAUUCUGAAUACCCAUCAGAGGAUAGGCCGUAAAUUUGAAAUUACCUCUGUCUGGGGGAACUAUAUGAAUGGAAUUGGAUAGCAUCGAAAUCGUGCCAUCCUCAGAUUUGACAGACGAGGAUGAGAUCCAUCACCACCAUGUUCAAUUCCCUUCAGUUCCUAAGCCUCAAAGUAAUAACAACAUCAUCACCAAUAGUAAUAGUGUUUCCUCAGCGAUUCAAUCCAUCAGUGUCCAUGAGCUACUCGAAUGCCCCGUUUGCACCAAUUCUAUGUACCCUCCAAUUCAUCAGUGCCACAAUGGGCAUACUCUUUGUUCAACUUGUAAAACAAGGGUGCAUAACCGAUGCCCCACUUGUAGACAAGAACUUGGUGACAUUAGAUGCCUUGCAUUGGAGAAAGUAGCGGAAUCACUUGAACUGCCUUGCAAAUACAUGUCACUUGGAUGCCCAGAGAUUUUUCCUUACUACAGUAAACUCAAACAUGAAGCUCUAUGUAACUUCAGGCCGUACAACUGUCCAUAUGCUGGUUCUGAAUGUGCUGUUGUUGGGGAUAUUCCAUUCCUUGUUGCUCAUCUGAGGGAUGAUCACAAAGUAGACAUGCAUUCUGGAUGCACUUUCAACCAUCGCUAUGUCAAGUCUAAUCCCCGGGAAGUGGAAAAUGCAACAUGGAUGUUAACUGUUUUCCAUUGUUUUGGCCAGUAUUUUUGUCUGCAUUUUGAAGCUUUCCAGCUUGGAAUGGCACCUGUGUAUAUGGCAUUCCUUCGUUUUAUGGGAGAUGAGACAGAAGCCCGUAACUACAGCUACAGCCUGGAGGUUGGGGGAAAUGGCCGGAAACUCAUUUGGGAAGGUACCCCACGAAGUGUUAGAGAUAGCCACAGGAAGGUUAGGGAUAGCCAUGAUGGCCUCAUCAUACAGAGGAAUAUGGCUCUUUUCUUCUCUGGAGGGGAUAGGAAAGAGUUAAAGCUGAGAGUGACCGGGCGAAUAUGGAAAGAACAGCAGAACCCAGAUGGUGGGGCAUGCAUACCAAAUAUCUGCAGUUAGGGUGGUUGGUGAGUGCUGUGUCUCCCGUGCUUGCUUUUGUAAUAUUGAAGUGUUCAGAUAUCUUGAAAUGCAUGUGUGGAUAGUGGAAGCCUGAGCUAUAUGAAUUGUGAAUAAGCUAUCUGAAGGCUGUGGUGUGAAUUUUUCCAAUUUACCACCUGCGUGAAGUGUAUGGUGUGAUUGCUAUUGUAUUCUUCAACUUCAAUGUUACUGCUAUCAAUGGCCGGAUCAGUUGUUUUUU